This is a messenger RNA of Pseudoliparis swirei, 2512 nucleotides long. Its product is annotated as ADP-ribosylation factor 5-like. Gene Ontology annotation, biological process: intracellular protein transport; vesicle-mediated transport. Gene Ontology annotation, molecular function: GTP binding; GTPase activity. The transcript has 6 exons. The record is from RefSeq and is a predicted model, not a curated record. NCBI's taxonomy places the organism in Eukaryota, Metazoa, Chordata, Actinopteri, Perciformes, Liparidae. Gene Ontology annotation, cellular component: plasma membrane; cytoplasm. Bases 95 to 637 code for a protein of 180 amino acids.
AACCGGAUCAGUGUAACACUAUCACACGUCGGUGCUGCUGUGGCCGUCAUCUGUGCUUCUUGCAUACAAUAUACUCGGACAUCAUCGAGCAGUUAUGGGGCUCACCAUUUCGGCGAUCUUCGAUCGGAUUUUUGGCAAAAAACAAAUGAGGAUCUUGAUGGUUGGGCUGGAUGCUGCCGGAAAGACGACUAUCUUGUACAAAUUGAAGCUCGGUGAAAUCGUGACCACCAUCCCAACCAUUGGUUUCAAUGUGGAGACGGUAGAAUAUAAAAAUAUCAGCUUCACUGUGUGGGAUGUGGGUGGCCAGGACAAGAUCAGACCCCUCUGGAGACAUUACUUCCAGAACACACAGGGCCUCAUCUUUGUGGUGGACAGCAAUGACAGAGAAAGAGUGGCAGAAUCUGCAGAGGAGCUCACGAAGAUGAUGAACGAGGACGAGUUGAAAGACGCCGUCUUGCUGGUGUUUGCCAACAAACAGGACCUCCCCAAUGCCUUUUCAGUCAGCGAGCUCACAGACAAACUUGGCCUACAGUCCAUCCGCAACAAAACUUGGCACAUUGAGUCAACCUGCGCUACCCAGGGCACUGGGCUGUACGAGGGACUGGACUGGCUAUCCAAAGAGUUGUCCAAUAAAUAAGAAGGAUCGGCCUCUCGGGGAGAUAAAGGCUGAACACCACAGGACGGGAAUAAAGGCACAGACAUUCAAUCCAGAAACGUUUGGUCUUCCAGAACCAAUGUUCACAAAAAGGAUAAGGCUGGUGGACGAUAUAUAAUCAUCUUUGGGUUUUAAUAUCACAUUUUUUCCUUUUUCUUAUCAAUUUAAUUACCAUAUUAUCUCUUUAUUGUCUGUUUUCUCCUUCUGUUCCUCUUCUCUGAUAUGGCAACAAUUUGUAAUUUCACAUGAUGAGCAAAUGACCAUUGAGGGAAAUUUUAUGGAAACAAUAAAUGGAGUUAUGGAAGUUGUUUUCACUUAACACCUCUGCUCCUGUCUAAGCAGAAUUUGCAGUAAUUGACCACUUGUAUAAUUGUUUGACUUUCUUGUUGCCAUUAUUGAGCCGAACUUGGGGGAUAUGAUGAUGUAUCUGGAGCUCUGGUGAGGGACAACUUGCUGACUCCUCGGGCUGUUCAGCUGUACGACCCCUCCUGGGGUAUUUGACUCCCCCCCCUUUGCUCUUCAGCAGUGUCUCAUGCCAACUCAUUUCUGUAAAGACCUGGAGCCCCUUAGGAGGUGAUGGAUGAGGAUUGCAUUGAUUUUCCAGUUAGAUUGUUGUGUGGAACCACAUGGCCUCCCAGUAAAUGGAUCCAAAGGGAAAACGGUGCCUUCUAGUCCCUCUUAACACAGAUCUGACUCAUCCUUGUCAUAUCUCAUUCUUAGGCUAUGCUCACUCGUGACGUGUUUGUUUUUGAAGGACAGAAUAUUACAAGGCACUUCCUUUUGUUCUGCCAUGUAUGCUGAGGUGCAGCAGAACCACGGCAGUGUUGGUGAACUUUGCUUCUUUGCAGCUUAACUAUCGUCCCGGGUUUCAUACUGUUUACGUCCUUCUAACCUUUUUAUUUUAUUAUAACCACCAUGCAUGAAAGCAGGAUUUAAUUAGCAUUUUCAUGUAUGCUGACACACUAAGAACAUAUUUUUGGAGGAAGGAGGCGCCUUUUCUGUGUUGACACAUGGCCCAGGCCGGUGUGACAGUACAGUAGAAUGUUUGUGUUGAGUUUGUUGUUCUGUCUGAAGGCAAAUACUGUAAACAAAAGCAUACCUGCCCUAUUGGUUUAUUUGUGUGUAUACAUUCCAACCUAUGCUUGCAGUUGCUUGAGCUGCCACUCUUAAAAUGAUUCCCGGAAAAAUAUUUUACAAAAAAAGCUCUGAAUAAAGACGAUGUUAAAACAAAUAUGUUUUUUGGACUCCUUGAUGAGGACCGCAAUUAUAAUGUCAUUUGGACUUGAAGCUUUUACUCCUUCAAAAUAGAGUUUGAUAACAUUCUGAUUACAGUAUUCAGACUGCCACGUCAAAUCAUGCUUACUUUAAUUUUAAACUUAGUUUUUCAUAAUAAUUGACUAAAAAACUCAACUGGCAUUUCUAUUGGGAACCGUUCCGGAUGAGAAGAAGUGUGAAAGGUUUUUAGGUUUAUUAAGAAAUUGAUCCAAAGGCAAGCAAGCAUAUUUUGCACCAGAGCUCAAAAGUCACGUGACUCUCACAGAUGUGAACUAACAAGCGGAGUUAAAAGUGAUGGUGGGGAGACCUGCAGAUGAUCUUUGUUCAUACUGGAUGAUAUCUGGGGGGGGAAUGCAGAGAACCUUCCAGCAUGUUGGUUGAUAUGUUUCGUUGUAUUUCGUUAUAUGGUCAGUAAAUGGCUGUUUGCUAAAUGGGAGACUGUUGGUUUUUGUGGCAGUUUGCACAGAAAUUAGAAAAGUGGACGGUACACAGGAUGCUGUAUAAAAAAUGAUUUUUAAUUGUACUUAUAUUUUCUGUCAUGUUGGGUUCGGUGGAAAGUUCUGAUUAAAAAUGAAAAACAGA